AUGAGCGGGCUUGUCAAUGAUUGGAACAAUGGGCUGGGUGAAGCGACGGAGUUGGUCGCCAAGCAGAACGAGCAGCUUCAGGGCUUGGUGGCUACAGGACAAUUGUCCAUGGAGGCAGCUCUGGCUGGCUGGCUGCCGGCACCGCACGCAGUGAAACCUCCAUCGGCCUCUUGGGCUAGAAACUUCCAGCAGAAUUGGGGUUGGGCUCUCCUCAGCAAAGGUAGCCAGGGUGGAACCUGGCUUCCAUACAACCACCCAGAUAUAGCCCAUGCACGUCAAUGCAUCCGAUCUUUGUUCCAAAGCCAGAAAGUGCAUGGUGCCCUCUUGCUCAAUUUUGAUCAAAUGUGGCGCACUUGCUUCAGUUUUGACGGCAAGCUCCGGUGGAAGCCUCGCGAACUCGGAGGAAAGCGGGUGCCCAAAACAAAGGCAGGCCAGCGGGAAAGCAAGAAGCUGCACCACAAUGAGGUUCUUACCACAAGCUGGAGCGACGGAACCAAAGGGCCGUUGGCCUUCUGUAUUCCAGAAGGUGCUAUGGAUGCCCAGUCCAUCAAGUUGUGGAAUGAUGCCCAUCAUGGAACCAGCCUGAUAUUGACAUCGGGAAGCAAGACCCACUUCAUGACGUCGCAGACUCUGCUUCAAGUUUACGAGCAAUUGAUCAGCCCGGCCGUACAACUGCAGAGGGCGAAGCACUUUGUAUGGCCUUGGAGUGGAGACUCCUGGUGGUCUGAUCUGCGACGCCUGGACUGGCACAUUUGCGAGGAGUCAGGGAGAGGAGCCCAGGAGGACAGCUCGGGUGGAGAGAUGUUUGUAUGUAACACCAUUGAUAUGGAGCAGGCUUUUUACAAGUCCCACAACUUGGUAUCGCCAAUGAAAAUGGCUGGAGGCUGGUCAUCGCACGGCCAGCCAGUCGACCAAUUGCAUGGAGUGUUCCGCAAAGCCAUCCGUGCCCGUGACAUUGAAAGCGCUGGAAUGUUCGAAGACCUCCGCGCCCGGCCAGCAUACCACAUGGUCGACAUCAAAGCCUCUGGCCAACUCUCGUACAAGGUGAGACCAUGGGCCGAAGUUGUGCAGUUGACCUACGAUGCGUGGUGCUCGCUUGACAAGAAGGUUUUCGAAGCAGCUUUGCUCUCCUGUGGAUAUGUUGAUAAUGACCAUUUUGCCAGCUUCCAACCACUGGGUGGCCACCACAACAUCUCUGUGGACGAGGCAAAGGCGGUCUUGUCAGACAUCUUUUCGGAGUUGGGCUUUGGUUAUUCAGUGCAGCGUUGCACCCAGCUCGAAUGGCAAAUGGAGGACUGCAGUCAACAUAGCCUCUACACAGAGGGGCAUUCUAUGUUCAUGUUGUUUUGUCUAGCCAACUGUAGGUUUACUGAAAAUUGCACUUCGCAUAUUUUGGGUUGCUGGUUCCACUUCCAUGUUUGCGUGUUUUGCAGGUUGAAGAAAACCAUUGGGCGCCCUUCCCGUACGAGAUUGCUUCAGCGUAUGUUCGCACAUUGA
Molecule: messenger RNA, 1497 nt
Organism: Durusdinium trenchii
Lineage: Eukaryota; Dinophyceae; Suessiales; Symbiodiniaceae
Source: the annotation of a GenBank genome assembly